AGGAAGAGCAAAUGGAGAAAGAGAGAAAACAGAAAGACUGUGAGUGUUACGGCCACUCUAACCGCUGUAGCUACAUCGACUACCUGAACAUUGUGACCUGUGUGAGCUGCAAGCACAACACCCGGGGCCAGAACUGCCAGCACUGCAGGGUGGGCUACUUCCGGAACGCCUCCGCCGAGCUGGACGACGAAGGCGUCUGCACCGAGUGCAACUGUAAUCAGAUAGGCUCGGUCCAUGACCGCUGUAACGGUACUGGGUUUUGCCAGUGCAAAGAAGGCGCCACCGGCCUCAAGUGCGACGACUGUCUCCCCGGGUACUACUGGAAACAAGGGUGUUACCCCAACGUGUGUGACGAGGAGAUGCGUUUAUGUCAGAACGGGGGGACCUGCUACCAGAACCAAAAGUGUAUCUGCACUCCGGACUUCAAGGGGUUGCUGUGCCAACAGUCCCGCUGUGAGGGGGGCAAAGACUGCAGCUCGGCCUGGACCCCCUACCUCCCGCUGACCUCCAUGCUACUCUGUGUCCUGCUCCCCUACCUACUGGCCAUAGUAACUGCACACUGAUCCUCGCCCCACGACCCCCGGAGCCAGGGGUGGGGUGUGUGUGUGUGUUUUUCCGUGUGUGUGUGUGUGUGUGUGUGUAGGGAAUGGGCAACCCGCAGCACGCUAGCUGACCAACGGACCCUUUGAACACUUGAGUCGAAUUGAUACACACGCGUGAACACGCGAAUGCGCACACCUCACUGGACUGUUAUUGGACUUGGAGCGGUCCUGUGUGUGUGUGUGUGUGUGUGUGUGUGUAACGGGGAGAUACAAGAGAGAAUGAGAAUGGGAGUAAUAUAAGCAGAAUCAGACAACUAAUCAGUGUCUCUUUCUAUAUCCAGUACAUCUCUCUCCCUUUGUAAACGAGCUGGAGCAACCUCAUACCAAAAACAAACAUACAAAAGAGAACACUUUAGUCACUGCUGUUCACUACAGAGAAGGGAGGGAUGUGUGGUAGGAAGAAACAUUAAGACGUUUUGCUUUCCUCUUUUGUUAUUGGUCGGGUCAAACGCCCCUCGGUGGGCGCACUGCUCUUUCUUUUGUGUGAUUGGAUGGAGGAGGACGGAGAGGGGGAGGGUCUUGAGGAGGCUUACCUGAGGGUUAUGUGGAAUGUGGGGGGGGGGAGUGUGAGUUGUGGGAGGGGCAUCCGCUAUUGAGGCCUACAUAGAAUAAUGUCAAAUCAGGUUUCAUUUUUCUUCAAAAAAUGAGACUUAUUUUCACCUUUUCCUUUUCUGCUGCAUUUUUUAUGAUUAUCUUCUGUCAAUGUAUCUUAUGUGCCCACUAACUGAUGCUGAGAUUCUACCUAUUAUUAUACUCUUCAGGUUAUGAAUAAUACAGUUUUAGUCACUAUUAUGGUCGUCAUAAGAAUGAGUGAUUGUUGCCACACUUAGCGAGAUUUAAUCUUCACACAGUAUUCAGGAAAAAACAGAAUUUUAACUUCAUCAGAAAUCUAAAAAGAGAGUAAAAAAUCUAUCAAAGUAUCGAUAUUAUAUGACAUUAUUUGAAUAUUUUUUGUAGAGAUUAUUUUUGUUUGGAGUUAUAAUAAAUGAGCUAUUACAAAUCAGCAUUUUAUUACACUGUAACACCUACAGUAAAUGUGACUGUUAUUUGUUCUUGCUCGUAUGUUAUUGAGUCAUUCAGUUUCUCAAGAAAAAGCAUUGUCGUUUUUGUGUUAUCAAGGGUAGCCGCUAAUUAAGAGUGCCGUAUCUGAUGAGAGCUGUAAGACCACCUCGUUCACCGCUACUGUAUUUUAUUCACGCUGAAAGUGUGAAGAAGCAAGUGAACAAUAUCUACAAACCAUGACAGCUCCAAACCUGAGACAACUGCUGUUCCUGGGACGCCCACCUCACCCGUGGAAACCAACCAUGGCUGUAAACGGGGGUCUUGAUUAGGCUACCCCUUAAAGGCGUCGAA
Hypomesus transpacificus is the source of this 1955-nucleotide messenger RNA. RefSeq names its product netrin g2b (gene ntng2b). The record is from RefSeq and is a predicted model, not a curated record. The transcript has 4 exons. NCBI's taxonomy places the organism in Eukaryota, Metazoa, Chordata, Actinopteri, Osmeriformes, Osmeridae. The coding region runs from base 12 to 563 and encodes 183 amino acids.